GGACGCCGCCGCCGCCGCCGCCGCUGGAGUCCGCCGGGCAGAGCCGGCCGCGGAGCCCGGAGCCGACGGAGGGAAGUGCCCCCAGGACCCGCUCGGCCAGCGGCGCUGCACAGAGCGGCAGAACGAGGAGCAGCCGGAGGAGGAGGAGGAGGGGAGAGCGGCUCGUCCACGCGCCCAGCGCCGCCGCCGGCUCGGGAAAGCAGCGAGGAGCCGGCGCCCCCUGCGCCUGCGGUCGCCCUGGAGUAAUUUCGGAUGCCCCGCCGCGGCCGUCUUCCCGAAUAGACCCGGGAGAGGAGUUGCGGCCAACUUGUGUGCCUUUUUUCCGCCCGGGUGGGAGCCGGCGCUGCGCGAAGGGCUUUCCCGGCGACUCAUGCUGCCGGCCCUGCGCCUGCCCAGCCUCGGGUGAGCGGCCGCCGGAGAGACGGGGGAGCGCGGCGCCGCCGCGGGCUCGGCGUGCUCUCCUCCGGGGACGCGGAACGGAGCAGCAGCCCCGGGCGCACGCCGGAGGCAUGGAGCGCUGCCCCAGCCUGGGGGUCACCCUCUACGCCCUGGUGGUGGUCCUGGGGCUGCGGGCGGCACCGGCCGGCGGCCAGCACUAUCUCCACAUCCGCCCGGCCCCCAGCGACAACCUGCCCCUGGUGGACCUCAUCGAACACCCGGACCCUAUCUUUGACCCCAAGGAGAAGGAUCUGAAUGAGACGCUGCUGCGCUCGCUGCUCGGGGGCCACUACGACCCAGGCUUCAUGGCCACCUCGCCCCCCGAGGACCGGCCCGGCGGAGGCGGGGGGUCGGCCGGGAGUGCCGAGGACCUGGCCGAGCUGGACCAGCUGCUGAGGCAGCGGCCGUCGGGGGCCAUGCCGAGCGAGAUCAAAGGGCUGGAGUUCUCGGAGGGCUUGGCCCCAGGCAAGAAGCAGCGCCUGAGCAAGAAGCUGCGGAGGAAGCUACAGAUGUGGCUGUGGUCGCAGACCUUCUGCCCGGUGCUGUACGCGUGGAACGACCUGGGCAGCCGCUUCUGGCCGCGCUACGUGAAGGUGGGCAGCUGCUUCAGUAAGCGCUCGUGCUCCGUGCCCGAGGGCAUGGUGUGCAAGCCGUCCAAGUCCGUGCACCUCACGGUGCUGCGGUGGCGCUGUCAGCGGCGCGGGGGCCAGCGCUGCGGCUGGAUUCCCAUCCAGUACCCCAUCAUUUCCGAGUGCAAGUGCUCGUGCUAGAACUCGGGGGCCCCCUGCCCGCACCCGGACACUUGAUCGAUCCCCACCG
This is a messenger RNA of Eptesicus fuscus (big brown bat), 1257 nucleotides long. RefSeq names its product noggin (gene NOG). Bases 510 to 1208 code for a protein of 232 amino acids. Gene Ontology annotation, biological process: osteoblast differentiation; negative regulation of cell differentiation; dorsal/ventral pattern formation. The transcript has a single exon. NCBI's taxonomy places the organism in Eukaryota, Metazoa, Chordata, Mammalia, Chiroptera, Vespertilionidae. The record is from RefSeq and is a predicted model, not a curated record.